Molecule: messenger RNA, 378 nt
Organism: Vicia faba (fava bean)
Lineage: Eukaryota; Viridiplantae; Streptophyta; Magnoliopsida; Fabales; Fabaceae
Source: the annotation of a GenBank genome assembly
AUGUCGACCCCGACCGACUACCACAAAGAUAAAAUGUCGAAUGCUCAAGAGCAUAUGCUAAAGCUCUCCGUAUCUAGCAAGACGAAGCUCUUGAAGAAAGGUCCCCUUCUGAAGAGAAACCUGGGUGGUGCCAGGGUUCUGCCUCCGACGGGUUCGGGGAAUUCCUCCUAUACUCCUACCGGGGAGCAUCCUUCUCCACAACAAAUCGGUUCGCCGUUUCGCAAUGAUUCGGGGUUCAAAGAUUCACAAGUCCAACCUGGCGCGUCAUAUUCGGGUGUUCUUUUGCUAAUAGACCCUGAUAACAUAUUCUCAAAUUCAGCAAUGGCUCUAGAACAAACAGUGAAGGAUCUACAGACUCAAAAUGCUCAGUUUCAAUAA